AUGGUGGAUCCUCAUCGCAAAAUCAACAACCUAACAGAAGAGCACAGAGCCUUCCUAGCAGAGUGCGAGCAAGAAUUUGCAGACAGAUACACAGAAAAUGAUCCCGAGUUCAAAACCUAUCUAGAAAAGAAACCAAGUGUGCCCCCCAUAGUCGACCCUUGGCAAGGGUCUCAGAAAAGGACAUACGACAACCAUCGUGGAGGCAGGGGCAGGGGCUAUUUCAGACACCGAGGAGGUGGUGGAAGAUAUAAUAAUAAUAGAGACGGUGGUGGAGGUGGUUAUCAUAGACAGAAUAAUUAUCAAGGCGAUAAUUAUAAUAAUCACAGAGGCGGCGGCGGUGGUGGUUUUGGUGGUUAUUAUAGAAGGAAUCCCCAUGGUAAUAAGUUUUAUGGGGAUCGUAAUAGACCUUAUUGA
Molecule: messenger RNA, 414 nt
Organism: Ctenocephalides felis (cat flea)
Lineage: Eukaryota; Metazoa; Arthropoda; Insecta; Siphonaptera; Pulicidae
Product: RNMT-activating mRNA cap methyltransferase subunit-like
Exons: 1
Coding region: 1-414 (137 amino acids)
Biological process (GO): RNA 5'-cap (guanine-N7)-methylation
Molecular function (GO): RNA binding
Source: RefSeq, a predicted model, not a curated record